Molecule: messenger RNA, 1251 nt
Organism: Peromyscus californicus insignis
Lineage: Eukaryota; Metazoa; Chordata; Mammalia; Rodentia; Cricetidae
Product: mucin-17-like
Exons: 11
Coding region: 1-1251 (416 amino acids)
Source: RefSeq, a predicted model, not a curated record
AUGUUUCUGGCCCAGUGCCGCUCUGUCGCGGUUCCCUCGCGCCGUGUCCGGUGGAAACACCUCAGCCGUGUGGUUCUCCCAUCACCGCUGUCCUCCUCCAGCUCCUUCCCCAUGAACUGUCUGAAUGGAGGGUCCUGGAACGGGCAAGUCUGCCUUUGCCCCAACGGCUUCACGGGGAACCUCUGCCAGGACAGAGUUCCCGUGGUCGUCUGCCAGAACGGAGGCACGUGGGAUGGGCUCAAAUGCCAGUGCCCCAGCCUCUUCUAUGGGCCAAGGUGUGAGGACGUGGUGGACAGCAUUGAGAUAGAGCAAACGGUCUCUGCAUCCGUGGAAGUGACCGUGACGGUAACCAGCCAAAACUACAGUGAUGAGCUACAGAACCCACAAUCCGACGAAUUCAAGGAGUUCAAUGAGACAUUUACAAAACAGAUGGCGAUAAUUUAUGCCGGAAUCCCUGAGUAUGACGGGGUUGUCAUCAGAGGGCUGAGGAAGGGCAGUAUCGUGGUGGAUUAUGACGUCAUCCUGAAGGCCCCGUACACUGAAGGAUACGAAAACGCGCUACAGAACAUCAGCUCUAAUGUGAGGGAAAAAAUCCAGAAUGCGACCGCACAACAAGUACUUGUUGAUAAUAACUGUACAGGUUUUAUGCUGUGUUUCAACUCAACUGCCACGAGUGUGCAAAAGGUUUCCAUCACUGAAACUCCUGAAGAGGCAUGCCAGAGGGAGGCUGGAGAGGACUUUGCGAAGUAUGUCACCUUGGAGUACAAGGACGAUAAGCUGCACUGUAUCACGCCCUGCUCAUCCGGCUACAAAGCCUCCUUGGAUUGCCACUAUGGCAAGUGCCAGCUGCAGCGAAGUGGCCCCCAGUGCCUCUGCCUGACCACAGACACGCACUGGUACAGCGGGGAUACCUGCGACUGGGGCAUCCAGAAGAGCCUGGUCUACGGGCUCGUGGGAGCCGGGGCGGCGGUGCUGCUGCUGAUCCUCGUCAUCCUGGGCGUGUUCUCCUUCCGCUUCAGAAGAGAGGCCAACAGGCAAAGGUCCAGAGUGUCUCAGCUGCAGAGGUGGAAUGAGGAGGAGGGCCGGGACCCUGGAGCCUUCCACAACGUCGGUUUCGACCACAACGAAGAACGAGAAGACUACGUCCACUUGGACUCCAUGUACAGCAACUUCGAGGCAUCCCUAAGACAUAUAAACCCUGAAAGAAAGAUCCAGAUUCAGAGGCCCCAGGUGGUCAUGACAUCAUUGUAA